AUGAAGUCUUUAGGAAUUGAAACACAAGAAGGACAUAUGCAAAAACGGCGCAUUGAUAAGAGCGCCCAACGCAACGCAUUACGAACGCGGCGCCUUGAAGAAAGCCGCACACAAAUAUUACAGAUGUAUGGUAUUCCCAUUCCUCAAGAAAAGCCCAUGAAAGAAUUUUCAUUACAAAAUUUGAUCGAAGAAUUUCAUGAAGAACUGUCGGACGAGGUUUUAAGAGAACGCCUUGCUCUCACCACGAACUUUACUCGAGAAGUUGAAAAAGUCAAUUCACUGGACUCCGACUCGCAACUCUUUUUAGUUCGAUUUUUGACAUCAUGCAUCAACAACAGAGACACUAAAAUCACUUCUUAUGCAUUACAGUCGUUGGCUUCGUUAUCGGUGUGUUCUCCUGAGAUUAUUAAAAUGAUUGAAACAAACGGCGCAAUAUACAAUGCAACUCAGACCACAAUAGACAAAGAUUUGAUCAUUCCCUGUUUGUUAUUCCUUGGCAAUUUAGCUUCAAUCCCCGUCCAUGGGGCAGUUGAAGUACUUCCAAAUGCUUUACGGUUCUGUGUGCAAUUUAAUGAUAGAAAUAUAUUUAGACUUGCGUCGUGGGCUUUAUGCAUUGCGGCAGAUGCCGGGUCCAAUGUGAGUGAAUUGGCAAGUUACUUUCUUAAAAUUCAAGACGAAGAAGUUGUGGAGAACACACUACGAGGUUGCCUUGGAUUGCUCACCCACGACUAUUUAAUACCAUUUCAACAAGUAGUACCCUUCAUAGACACCACUCAAUUCAGAGACUUGGUCAUAGAAAUAUUGAGUGAAGCCGCAUACAAAGGGAUCUUAACGGAUGACAUCUCUCAGGUCUUUAGAAUGUUAUUGAAGUAUCCGCUGACUCCUUUAGAAAUAAAAAAUGUUGUUUGGGCUAUUGGGAACAUAGUGAUAACAAAGCCACAAAUUGUCUUAUUCUUCUCUGAAGGCGAUUUCUACAAAUAUGUGAUUAAACAGGCGUACUUGACGGACGUUGGUAUAAAGCGCGAGUGUUGUAAAGCAAUAGCGUCGAUCAUCAACGAGUGUAAAACUGAAGUCAAGUGUUUAAAAAUGUUAGUCGAGAAUGGCAUUGUAAAUGCCAUUAUGGACCUUUUGGACAACUAUGAAAUAUUGCAAAAGGGUGAAAUGGUUGAUAUUAUUAAAUCAUUAAUUCUGUUAAUGGAGCAAGAGAAGUAUGGUGUUGGUGCGGGACAAUAUAUACAACUGAAACUUGAUACAAUCAACAAAAUCUCGUUUGAUAAGAAUUCAUCGUCACAAGUCGUGAAGUUCAUCAUGUGGUUGCUCAACAAUUAUUUUGAAUGA
Messenger RNA from Entamoeba invadens IP1, 1338 nucleotides. RefSeq lists its product as hypothetical. The record is from RefSeq and is a predicted model, not a curated record. The coding region runs from base 1 to 1338 and encodes 445 amino acids. The transcript is spliced from 2 exons. NCBI's taxonomy places the organism in Eukaryota, Evosea, Mastigamoebida, Endamoebidae.